GCAUCUAUAGUCUCGUAUUUCUAUGUCCUCCCCAGCGCGUUUCUAUGACGUACAAAAAGAAAGAAACAGGCUAACUGGGGCCUGUAGCCGCUUUUGCGGUUUCUACAGGUACUCUACCGUUAGUUUUUAGGAGCACAAAAGGUUGACAUUUAACACCAUUUAUCAAUCCAAGGCGCAUCUUAUUAUUCGCAGUGAGGAGUAUUCAUUAAAUAGCUGACACAGUAGUCGCUGUAAUUAUGGCUUUCCCCCUGCUUUCAAAAUCUCUAACUGGGCUCCUUGUAGAGUCAUCGUCUAUAAUUCAUCGGAGGACCUUUAGUGUAUCUGCUGUUGCAGCAGCCAUUCAAAAGAUGACAAGAGUGCGUGUAGUGGACAACAGCUCUCUUGGAAAUACACCAUAUCACCGACCCCCAAGAGUGAUCCAUGUCUACACCAAGAAUGGUGUAGGAAAAGUUGGUGACAAAGUGUUGCUUGCCAUUAAAGGACAGAAGAAGAAAGCGCUCAUCGUUGGACACAAGAUGCCUGGAGAACGCAUGAGUCCGCGCUUUGAUUCAAACAAUGUUGUUCUGAUUGAGGACAAUGGAAACCCUACAGGAACAAGGAUUAAGGUUCCUAUACCCACACAUCUACGUAAAGUAGAGGGAGAUUACGCCAAAGUCCUAGCAAUUGCUAGUUCAUUUGUUUAAUAACAGCAUUCUGUACUGUGAUUUGAGAUAUACUGUAUAUUGUACAUCUGCUUGACUUGGGAUAUAUGAACAUUUUAUACUUGUAUGUUCUUGUCUUCAGUAAACUUUAAAAAGGAACAUACACCCAGUCACAAUUAUUGUCUCUAUACAGAAUCCUGUUAAUGUAUGUAAUAGACACAAACCUUUGUCAACAUGUUUGGCAUUUUACAGAGGCCUCUCUGUGCUUACAAUAAAUAUAACUUUUAGCUUUAAGGCAUAGCAUAGGAGCUUCUUGGGCAGUUUGAGCAGCCAAAUGUGGGUCAAACUCAUGUUAUUAUGAACACAAUAAACAAAACAUGAACUGUUAAGGAAAUAUUUAUUGAAGGCACAACAUACACAUUCACAACACAAAACACAUGACUGGCAUAUUUUAAUAGCUAUUUAUAACAUCAUGGUGUCAUGUAUAAGGCAUUUAAUAUUGUGAUCCCUGUAAAUGUUACUUGAAUGGACUGAAAUACAGCAUUUCUCCCUAA
Messenger RNA from Perca flavescens (yellow perch), 1195 nucleotides. RefSeq names its product mitochondrial ribosomal protein L14 (gene mrpl14). Gene Ontology annotation, cellular component: ribosome; mitochondrion. Lineage: Eukaryota; Metazoa; Chordata; Actinopteri; Perciformes; Percidae. The coding region runs from base 237 to 683 and encodes 148 amino acids. Gene Ontology annotation, molecular function: structural constituent of ribosome. Gene Ontology annotation, biological process: translation. The record is from RefSeq and is a predicted model, not a curated record. The transcript has 3 exons.